AUGGUCUCCGGAGAAUCGAAAAAAUUGUUCGGUGGGUACCGAAUAACACCAUCCCAGUGCAAGGCGUCAAGAGCAGCCAAAUAUAAUAAAGGCAACAAGAUAUGUAUGUUCAACCACGAAUGUGUGCAAAGAGGUGGAGAAGUCGUCGGAACUUGUAUGGAUGGGUUCCUCUUCGGAGCUUGUUGUCAGCUCAAAUCUGAUAGCCAAUCUCACAUUCCUAAAGGGCCCGGUGUAGUUAUGACUAGCUACUUAGACUAUCCUGAUGCAGAGUCCGAAACUGAUGACUACGACUCAGAUCAACUCAGUGCCUUACAUAAUAGUUUUAAGCCUGUAGUCACACCAGGCUAUAGACCUGGAGCAUCGUCAUCCACCGUAGCACCUGACGUGAAAACAACACAAGCAGAUGAUACAAAUAUUUCUGAAGGUCUCACGCAAAUCACAAAUUCGCUACUGAGCUUCCCACCUCAAGAUAGCAAUAUAUACAGUAAACCUAGUAAACCAAGUAGCAUUUACACACACAGUAGUAUAGAUCAUAAUAUGGCUGACACUAUCCUCUUUAACAAAAACGGUUCAAUAGCUGAUAAUGUAGUCAGACCAUCAGACUUUAACAUCCAAAUAUCUUCAAUGCAAACGAAACCAACGGUGAGCCCAAUGUCACCAAAGCCUACUACAACUCCUAAAACUGUAUCAACUCAUCACCCCGUAUACACUAAGCCAGUAUUCAAACCGAAACCAGUGAAUAAAAUUACAAUGAAAUAUCCUUCAACCGAAAACUAUGUAAUGGUUUCAACAGUCACCAAAGAAAGUCAAAAAAUAACAGAGUUAUCGUCGAUAGAUUCAAUCAUACAAAUGCUAAAUGAUAGUACUGCAAGUAUGAAAGAAGAAGUUACGUCACCUGCAUCGCUUGACGUAAUGGAAACUAAAUCAUCACCAUAUCCAACUGGAACAGUACCUCCUAUUACAUACAGCAGUAGCUAUCCAGAUUACGCAUCUUCAGGAUAUUACGUUACUGUGAAACCUACUGCAAAACCAUCAAAAGUAUCAUAUCCAACCAAAGUAUCUGCGUUGAUAACUAAGAAACCAAUAUAUCCUACAGCUACUAUUCGACCAAUAGUGGACAAAUCUACUACAAAACCAUAUUAUUCAUCUUCAAUUCCUAGUCAAUCUACCAGUCAAGAAAUAGAUGCUUUCAACAGGUAUCCUGCAGAUCCUGACAAUUUUGGUAGUUCUUUAACGACAUUUAGUUACGUUAGCUCAAGUACGACACCUCCUACUACUACUACAAGGAAACCUCCAUCAACUAGCUAUGUCACUGGAUCGAAACCUCUAAGAAGACCUGUUACACCACCGACUAGUUUAGAUACAAGUUAUGAUGUAGCUCCAGAUACGUUCUCCAGUGUCACACCAACAGUCAUUGUUUUGAAUGGUUUCCAGACAGCAAAACCAGAAUUAACAUCUCAGUCGGAGCCCGAGUUUGUAGAAAUCUCUCAAGAACCAUUCAAAAAACCCGUCAGCCAGAUAACUGUUAACAAUCACAUACAAUCGACAAACAACAUAUAUAUGGGCAAACCACCAAGCUAUGAACGUCCUGCAUCUCCCACUGUAGUCAUAACUCCUAAGCCUCCACCUAAUACGACUCCUUACCCAAUCAAAACAUCUACACGACCAGUCUUUUCGACAUCAACCACACCAAUCCCUAGCCUUGAAUCUUACACAGAGUAUUAUUCUCCAACUACUUUGAGACCCGAAUUACAGACUUCACCAGACGACUUAAUAAACUUCCCACCAGUUAGAAACCCCAUGCUUAACGCAACUGGUUCGAAUCCCGCAAUUUUCAAUACUAGCAUAGCUUUAUCUGACAAUGAAGUAGACUUAUUAGAAGCUGAAUUUACCACUCCCACGUGGCAAGAAGAUGAAAACCUAAACGAAAAAAUGAACUUGUUUGUCAACAAAAUUGUUGGCAGCCUUCAAGGUACUUUCCAAGAAUUACAUGAUAUAGUAAUUUUAGAUAAAAAGCCUAAUACUACAGUAAAUAAGGCGACUACGGCUAAGCCAAUUAAAAAACCUACAACAACUAAAAAACCUUUUCUGACGACUAAAAAACCACUUCGUAUCACUACGACAUCUAGAAAACCUACAGUGAAAACGACUAAAAAGCCGACUAGGUUAACAACUAUUUAUAAGGCUCCAACCACCACUACCCCCGCUCCUACAACCACAACAACUAAACAACCGGUCACGACUACGAAAAAAACAAAGCCGACUAAGAAGGUGACGUCGACUAUUGCCCCGACGACGACAGUUACUACGGAACUGGCUGACGAGGUUACUACAGAAUCAGUGAUAUAUGAACAUGUAGACUACAAUGAUAAAAAUUUGUGUGGUGUGCGACCUCUAGUCAAGACUGGCCGUAUAGUCGGCGGUAAGAAUGCACGGUUCGGUGAAUUUCCCUGGCAGGUCCUGGUUCGAGAGUCAACCUGGUUGGGUCUUUUUACGAAGAACAAAUGUGGUGGAGUUCUCAUCACCAGCAGAUUUGUUACGACAGCAGCUCAUUGUCAACCUGGUUUCCUUGCAUCCUUAGUAGCUGUUUUCGGAGAGAACGAUAUAUCAGGCGAUAAGGAGCCUAAAAAACCUGUCUCGAGAAACGUCAGGCGCGUGAUAGUACAUCGUCAGUAUGAUGCGGCUACCUUCGAGAAUGAUCUAGCAUUAUUAGAAUUAGAAUCUCCUAUAAAGUUUGACGCUCAUAUUGGUAAGAUAUUUAUUAAAUUUUAUGUAUAAGUUUUAUUGUGCAAUAAUUUACAAAGAUAUAUAUGUUUUCAGUUAAUUAGAGAUUUAGGUGUUUUGAAAAUAAAAGAGUUUAUAAGAAAUAGUUUUCUUCAAUAGUAAUUUAAUAGUAGAUGAGACGCUAUAAAACCAAAACUAUUUUAGCGAAUACUUGCUACUUUUAAUAGUCUUACUGUAUGUGAUAGAAUUGAUUUGUUUAAUGAACUUUUAUUGUUACAUGUUUUAAUCAUUGCAUUUUUUAGUUCUAUCUGUCUUUAAAUAUAUUGCUUUUUAAUUAAAUAUAUUUCUCAUGGUAUAGGCAAAAUAUAAAGAGUUUUUAUCUUAUUGCUUCCAGUGCCAAUUUGUAUGCCACCUGAUGAGGCUGAUUUCACCGGCCGAAUGGCCACUGUUACGGGCUGGGGUCGUCUCAAGUAUGGAGGAGGCGUUCCCGCUGUUUUACAGGAAGUCCAGGUCACUAUAAUAAACUACACAGAAAACCAAUAAAAUUGACAAAAUUCCAAAUAUAAAGAUGUUUAGCAUUUAAUAGUCAUGGAAACACAGCAAACACGUCAAGUUACCCCAAAAUGUCGACAGUUAUUAUAGGAAGAUAACAGCUUACUUAGGCUUAUGGAAAUUACUACUAGAUAGUGGCGUCACUUAGAAUAAACUAUUCGUUUUUAUUCUUUAUGCCAUCUAGUGUUAAUAUCAAUCAUCAAAAUGACUGUAGUAAAUUAUUAAAAUAAAGCUGUGGGUUCUGAUUUACUAUCAUGGCAUCUAAUAAAACCAAACACAAAAGAAAACAUCAACUAUAAACUCCUCAAAGUUAGUGUUAUCAGCAACAAAUAUUGUGGAUCAAUUUUUCUUUUGCUUUCUAGGAUUGAAGUUAUUUGUCAAUACAUAUAUAAAAUAAAAAACCUAAAUUAUGCUAUGUUAAUUUUUGUGCAUCAUAUUUAAUAAUAUCUGUCUAUUCAAAACAUCGUCAGUUGUGAUUGAUACCGAUGAUAUUUUAUAACUAUAUUAAUUUAAGCAUCGAUUUUCUCCAGGUUCCAGUGAUAGAGAAUAGCGCCUGCCAAGAAAUGUUCCAGACAGCCGGACAUUCCAAGAAGAUUCUAAGCUCAUUUAUAUGCGCAGGAUACGCGAACGGACAGAAAGACUCAUGUGAAGGUGAUAGUGGUGGGCCACUAGUUCUACAAAGAGAAGAUGGCAGGUGGCAAUUAGUGGGAACUGUAUCACAUGGCAUCAAAUGUGCUGCUCCAUUUUUACCAGGCGUUUAUAUGAGGACCACAUUCUAUAAGCCAUGGCUGAAGAGUAUUACCGGAGUCCAUUGAAGAGGAGAAAGGAAGAUUGUGUUACCAAUUUUGUGAUCUGAUCGGGCAGUUUCUUUGAGAUCGAAUUAGAUUUUUUUUAUGUUAGUACCAUGGGUACCCUGCCCUUAGUACCCUAGGAUGAAAUAUUUAUGACAGAAAAUGGCAUAUGAUCUAAUCUGUUUCAUUAAAGCAACUAUUAUAUAAAAAAUAAUAAGUCAAUUUUAUAAAAAAUGUUCAGAAAGAACAAUAAAAGUAAUUGAAUAUUUAAGGGUCAAUACGACAAACAGAAUUGAUUUAAAAAAAUAUACAUUUAAAAAGCUCUCUAAGCUCUUAAAAUGUUAUCGAAUGUAAUCGAUUGGAAAUUAAUUAUUUAAUGUAUUAUCAAGAGCUCUCAACAAUUAAAGUAAACUCUAUACCUGAAAGUAUUUACCUUCAUCAUUUGAUAAUUUGCUCACACAUCUGCACGACAGUGUACCACAAAUGUCAAAUUUCCGUAAGUGAUUUUGACUCUACUCUACUUAAAUUAAGGUUCAAAAUCAAGUGGAUAAAAUCUAUACUAUACAAAACUGUCAUUGUAUAGUCUGAUGCACUGUUGACUUUACAUUGAAAUUGCAUUUAUUUACAUAAUAGUAUUAAAUUUAUUUUUAAGACUUACGGAAUUCUAUUGGGUUAAUGAUAUCGUUCGUUUGGGACCAAUUCUCUGAUUAAAUAUUUUUAAUGGUUUUCAAAAUAUUAACUCAAUGAAUUUGUAAAGUUCUUUGUUAAAUCAUCGGAUUUUUAUGUUGACUGUAAAGUAUAUUC
Diatraea saccharalis (sugarcane borer) is the source of this 4871-nucleotide messenger RNA. Lineage: Eukaryota; Metazoa; Arthropoda; Insecta; Lepidoptera; Crambidae. The record is from the annotation of a GenBank genome assembly.